This is a messenger RNA of Histoplasma mississippiense, 1785 nucleotides long. RefSeq lists its product with no specific name. The record is from RefSeq and is a predicted model, not a curated record. Bases 1 to 1785 code for a protein of 594 amino acids. Lineage: Eukaryota; Fungi; Ascomycota; Eurotiomycetes; Onygenales; Ajellomycetaceae. The transcript has 5 exons.
AUGCACAAGACAGACCCAGCAUCGACAUGGAACAUCAAUUAUUUAUCCACUGUGAAUCAUACCUCAUUAUCAUAUGCCGCCGGUGCAAGCACGCUGUGCCAGCAGGAUCCCCAGUGCCAGUAUUUGGCAGGGAACAUGAACACCAUACGCAAGCACUGGCAGAACAAGCACAGCUGGUCGCCAUAUCCCAGCCGUGGCCGUACAGCGCCACAAAAGCGUACGGCAGCACAGGAUGAGGUGGACAGAUCAUGCCAGAAGGUGCAGUUCCAGCAGAUAUUUGCAUCGCGCAAGGGCUCCCACUACAUACAGAUCCAGACUAAGGAGACUACUGAGCAUACCGGCACGCCAGACCAGAACAGAGCCAGCCAGGCCAUUGAUGAGCUGGAGCGAUUUUACCAGGAACAGCAACGGCAGACCAGCAAUGUCAUCCAGGCCGGGGAGCACGAUGAAGCCAACCCAUGGCUGCGGCGGACCAGAUGGCCGGUGUACUUGACCAACAUCGCACCCAAUGAUCUGGUCAACUGCGUCCAGCGGCCCGACGAUGACACCACGUGCCCAGAUGAACUGGCCGCGAGGGCCAUCGGGAGGCCAUGGGGCAGGUUGCCCGUACCAGCCAGCGAGUCAUCACACGGCUGGGCCACUUCGUCCGCAUCGAGGCCAUCCGCACAGAGCGACACCAGACCCGGCACACCCCGUUGCAGGCAUACAUGGAUGAGGAGAGCAUCGCCGAGCACCCCACAGUACCGGUUCACACCACGGCAGCGCAAGACAUGGAGGGUAUUAUGGCAGGUAGCCACCACAGAGGGAGCCGACCAGCGACACUCCAUCAGCCCAGACCCCAUGGAUGAGCAGAUGACUGAGGAAGAAGAAGAGGAGGAGGAGAAGGGACAGAGAGAUACGCAGUCAGAAGAAGAAGAUAAGUUCAAAUCAACCAAGAUCCAGAUGGCAUUGCGCGCUGGUAGACGCGUGGCGGUGCUGGGACGGGGGGAGUAUGGAUGGUGCGACGCGGAGAGCUACCCACCAAUGUUGUCACGGAUCAUCAAGGUGGCACGGUUCAUGGUGGUGCACAAGGCGCUGCGACUGGACGCCAAUGCAUCCGACAUGCUGGCCAGGAACCAAGCAAGCCAGAUGGUGGGAGAGUGGGCCGUGGUGAGCGCCAUGAAGGAGGCGGAUUACACGUUCACAGGCAAUCAGAAUGAAGGACAGACAUUCCACAAACAGAAUGUCCAUCAAGGCCGGUUCAUCAUCACACAUCAGCAGCGAGGGCAGAGGGCAUUGAUGGAUGAGGAGGUUUUAGUGGAAGAGGCGCAGAGGUGGAAGGAUCAGUGUUUGAUAUGUGCAAGUGGCAAGCGGGAGUUUGACCAUGAGCUGUACCAGUGUCCCCACGAGGAGAGCCAGGAGGCAAAGAGAUGGAUGAUGACAGUGCGGAGCAAGAUCAAAUACACACAGUAUUCCGGGUGCUUCCGAUGCGGGAUGCCGCAGUCCAUAUGCAACAGCUGGAAGACACAGAGGCAGUGUCCGUACAGGGGAUUUUUGAUCCCGACAGUGGCAAUGAUGAUGUAUGGGUGUCAUGCAGGGCAGAUGAAGCAGGCGUGGAGACAGCGGCUGAGAGAGUUCAAUGUGGAUGCAGAUGAUCAGGAGGCGGUGAUUGAAUUUUUGGGACAGAAGGUUGAGGGGCAGGGCAUGGAGCACAACCGGCUGGUGGAGAUGGUUUGUUGGCUGCGAGGGAUAUAUCAGGAGGCAGAGAGGGGGAAGAUCGAGUUAGAGGGUACAGAGGUCAAGUGA